Jaculus jaculus (lesser Egyptian jerboa) is the source of this 4232-nucleotide messenger RNA. RefSeq names its product phosphorylase kinase regulatory subunit beta (gene Phkb). Gene Ontology annotation, biological process: glycogen metabolic process. Gene Ontology annotation, molecular function: calmodulin binding. The record is from RefSeq and is a predicted model, not a curated record. Gene Ontology annotation, cellular component: phosphorylase kinase complex. The transcript has 32 exons. Lineage: Eukaryota; Metazoa; Chordata; Mammalia; Rodentia; Dipodidae. The coding region runs from base 289 to 3549 and encodes 1086 amino acids.
CCUCUCUGACGACGAGGAGGCCAGGGGAUCUAGGGCGAGGCUGGCCCCUCGAGCUCACUUCCGGCCGGCUGGCCUUCCCGACACUGUCGCGCGCUGGGGGGCGUGGCCAGCAGCCUGUCUUGACAGACAGCCCUGGGGGCGGUAGCCUUAGCAUGAUGGCGGGGGCAGAGGGGUCCAUGGCAGAAGUGAGCUGGAAGGUGUUGGAGAGAAGAGCCCGGGCCAAGCGCUCAGUUUUAAAACUGCUGUAGUAUAGUCUGCAACACUUGUGAUUAAAGUCAACACUUUGAAAUGGCCAACACAUCUGCUGCUGCCUUCUCUUCACCACCGGCUUUCUUAAGGUCUGGCUCAGUUUAUGAACCUCUUAAAAGCAUUAAUCUUCCAAGACCUGAUAAUGAUACUCCAUGGGAUAAAUUGGAUCAUUAUUACAGAAUUGUCAAAUCAACAAUGCUGGUUUAUCAAAGUCCAACCACAGGCCUGUUUCCUACGAAAACAUGUGGUGAAGACCUGAAGUCCAAGGUCCACGAGAGUCUGUACUGUGCUGCUGGGGCCUGGGCUUUAGCUCUAGCAUACCGGCGCAUUGAUGAUGACAAGGGAAGGACCCAUGAGCUGGAGCACUCGGCUAUAAAAUGUAUGAGAGGAAUUCUCUACUGCUAUAUGCGUCAGGCUGAUAAGGUCCAGCAGUUUAAGCAGGAUCCACGCCCAACAACAUGUCUUCACUCGGUUUUCAACGUGCACACAGGAGAUGAGUUGCUCUCCUAUGAGGAAUAUGGCCAUCUUCAGAUAAAUGCAGUGUCACUCUUUCUCCUUUACCUGGUAGAAAUGAUUUCCUCUGGACUUCAGAUUAUCUACAACACCGAUGAGGUUUCUUUUAUUCAAAAUCUUGUAUUUUGUGUAGAAAGAGUUUAUCGUGUGCCUGACUUUGGUGUCUGGGAAAGAGGAAGCAAAUAUAACAAUGGCAGCACAGAGCUACAUUCAAGCUCUGUUGGUUUAGCCAAAGCAGCUCUAGAAGCAAUUAAUGGAUUCAACCUCUUUGGCAACCAGGGCUGUUCUUGGUCAGUAAUAUUUGUGGAUCUCGAUGCUCACAAUCGCAACAGGCAAACUUUGUGCUCACUGCUACCCAGAGAAUCAAGAUCUCAUAACACAGAUGCUGCCCUGCUCCCCUGCAUCAGCUAUCCUGCAUUUGCCCUGGACGAUGAGGUUCUGUUCAACCAGACACUUGAUAAAGUGGUCAGAAAAUUAAAAGGAAAAUAUGGAUUCAAGCGUUUCUUGAGAGAUGGGUAUAGAACAUCAUUGGAAGAUCCCAACAGACGCUAUUACAAACCAGCUGAGAUUAAGCUGUUUGAUGGCAUUGAAUGUGAAUUUCCCAUAUUUUUUCUGUACAUGAUGAUUGAUGGAGUUUUUAGAGGCAAACCCCAACAAGUAAAAGAAUAUCAGGAUCUUUUGAUGCCAGUGCUUCACCAGACCACAGAAGGAUAUCCUGUUGUACCAAAGUACUAUUAUGUGCCAGCUGACUUUGUAGAAUAUGAAAAAAGAAACCCUGGUACUCAAAAGCGAUUUCCUAGCAACUGUGGCCGUGAUGGAAAACUGUUUCUUUGGGGACAAGCCCUAUAUAUCAUUGCAAAACUCCUAGCUGACGAGUUAAUCAGUCCUAAAGACAUUGAUCCUGUUCAGCGCUUUGUCCCACUACAGAAUCAACGUAAUGUGAGCAUGAGAUACUCGAAUCAGGGCCCACUGGAAAACGAUUUGGUAGUUCAUGUAGCACUUGUAGCAGAAAGCCAACGCCUUCAAGUUUUUCUCAACACAUAUGGUAUUCAAACGCAAACUCCUCAGCAAGUGGAGCCCAUGCAGAUCUGGCCUCAGCAGGAGCUUGUGAAAGCCUAUUUCCAUCUGGGUAUCAAUGAAAAAUUAGGACUGUCUGGAAGGCCAGAUAGGCCCAUUGGCUGCCUCGGUACAUCAAAGAUUUAUCGCAUACUAGGAAAGACUGUAGUUUGUUACCCUAUCAUCUUUGACCUAAGUGAUUUCUACAUGUCUCAAGAUGUUUUACUGCUGAUAGAUGACAUAAAGAAUGCACUUCAGUUCAUUAAGCAAUAUUGGAAAAUGCACGGACGCCCACUCUUCCUUGUUCUCAUCCGGGAAGAUAACAUAAGAGGUAGCAGGUUCAACCCUAUAUUAGACAUGCUGGCAGCAUUUAAAAAAGGAAUGAUUGGAGGAGUCAAAGUUCAUGUUGAUCGUCUACAGACAUUAAUAUCUGGAGCUGUAGUAGAACAACUUGACUUCCUACGAAUCAGUGACACAGAAAAGCUUCCAGAAUUUAAGAGUUUUGAGGAACUAGAAUUUCCCAAACAUUCAAAAGUCAAACGGCAAAGCAGCACCCCAGAUGCUCCAGAGCUGAAACAGCAGCCAGACAUCACUGUUGCCGAAUGGAGAAACAAGUCCACUGACGAAAUUCUUCAGAAGCUGAAUGACUGCAGUUGUCUGGCCAGCCAAACCAUCCUGCUGGGUAUACUGCUCAAAAGAGAGGGCCCUAACUUCAUCACAAUGGAAGGUACCAUUUCUGAUCACAUUGAGCGAGUAUAUAGAAGAGCUGGGAGCAAAAAGCUUUGGUCUGUUGUACGCCGUGCAGCAAGUCUUUUAAGUAAAGUAGUGGACAGCCUGGCCCCAUCUAUUACUAAUGUUUUAGUGCAGGGCAAACAGGUAACCCUGGGUGCCUUUGGGCAUGAAGAAGAAGUUAUCUCCAAUCCUUUGUCUCCACGAGUGAUUAAGAACAUCAUCUAUUAUAAGUGUAAUACUCAUGAUGAGAGGGAAGCAGUCAUUCAGCAAGAACUGGUCAUCCAUAUUGGCUGGAUCAUCUCCAAUAACCCCGAGUUAUUCAGUGGCAUGCUGAAAAUACGAAUUGGGUGGAUCAUCCAUGCCAUGGAGUAUGAACUACAGAUCCGUGGGGGAGACAAGCCAGCCAUAGACCUGUAUCAGCUCUCACCCAGUGAAGUGAAGCAGCUUCUGCUGGACAUUCUCCAGCCUCAACAGAGUGGAAGGUGUUGGCUGGACAGGCGUCAGAUUGAUGGCUCUUUGAAUAGAACUCCCUCAGGGUUCUAUGACCGAGUGUGGCAGAUCCUGGAACGCACACCCAAUGGUAUUCUUGUAGCUGGAAAGCAUUUGCCACAGCAACCGACCCUGUCUGAUAUGACCAUGUAUGAGAUGAACUUUUCUCUCCUUGUUGAAGACAUGUUGGGAAAUAUUGACCAGCCAAAAUACAGACAGAUCGUGGUGGAGUUACUAAUGGUUGUAUCUGUUGUACUGGAAAGAAAUCCUGAGCUAGAAUUUCAAGAAGAAGUAGAUCUAGACAGACUGGUCAAAGAUGCAUUUCAUGAAUUUCAAAAAGAUGAGAGUCGGCUAAAAGAAAUUGAAAAACAAGAUAGUAUGACUUCCUUUUACAACACUCCCCCCCUGGGAAAAAGAGGAACCUGCAGCUAUUUCACAAAGGUUGUGAUGAAUUUGCUUCUGGAAGGAGAAGUGAAGGGAAGCAACGAUGACUUGUGCCUUAUAAGUUAGGGGGCGCUGUUGAGACAUAUUCUAGCUGUGUUUUGUGUUGAAGCUUAAUUCAAGCAGCCAUUAAUGGAUGAAUUGUGGAUGUGAGAUGCCAGCCAUACUCAGCAACUCCAUACAGUUAUCAGAGUGCCAUGCCAUUGUGUGUCUAAUGCUAAGUGUUUUUAAUCAAAUGAAAAUCAAGUUUUCAUGGUUUAUGCCAACUACCUUAAUAAUAUUCACUGAACAAUAGAACAUUUAGGCAAUGAAAAUUCACUGCUGCAUGUUUUAUGAUCAAAUAUUUCAUCAAGAUGAAUCUGAUUCUUUAGACUGAAUUCUCACUUUCUUGUCAUUAAAAUGAAUUUGCCAACUAGUCAUGCUUACUCUGGGAAUCAAGAGGUAUUGGAAGGAAUAGUGAACAUUUUUGGAGUGACAUUGUUGUUCUCAAAGAAAAAUUAAGCAGCUGAUAUUUGAUUUUCAGAAACUGAAUUAUUGUAGAAUACAAAGCUAUGAUACAAUUUUUACCUUGUAAACCCUGACUGAAUUUUUGUAUUUCCUGUAAGAAUUGAGGUUGGACUUAACUAUAAUGUAAGAAAUCUAUACCUUAUCAAAUUUUCUUUGCACUUCUAAGUAUGUGUAGACAUGUUCAUAAGUGUGUUAAACUUUGGACUGUUAACCUUACAACAUCAAAUAAAAGUCAUGUAAUUCUG